CCCCGCGGCCCGGGCGGGGCUUCUUUGUGCGCCUGUGUUUGCUCGGUCUCUCCAGAAACAGCGCCCCUGGCGGCCGGGAGGGGCGGCGGCCGAGCGCCGUGGGUCGUGGGCGGGGCUGCGGGCGAAGCUCGAGAUCUACGGUUCGAGACUUGGCUCCGGCGCUUCCCAGUGUCGGGCACAAGUGUUCUUCGCUGUGGGGAUAAGACUAGUCCAUACCUCGAAGAGCUCUUGGCGGCUUAAGGGAGAUGAAUGUGCAAAGGGAUGAGCACCAGCCACACUGGAAGUCACGUGGGCGCUUGUGGGCCAGAAGCCAGAGGUCAGCUCGGACUUUGUACACAGGACAUGGCGACAGGGCCCUGCCGGGAAGUGCAGGGUCGAGGUCAGAUGUCCAGGGCCUGUCACUGCCGCUGCUGUCACCAUGCUGACCCCCAGGACGGCAUCCCUCUUGACUCUGCUCCUGGCCGUCGGCUCCUUGGGUCAGAGGGCUCAGAGACCCCCUCGGCCCCCGUCCCCCAUCAGCACCGUCCAGCCCAAGGCCAACUUCGACGCUCAGCAGGGACCUGGUUCCUUGUGGCCGUGGCCUCUUCGUGCCGCUCCCUGCAGGAGCAGGGCCACCGGGCUGAGGCCACCACACUGCAUGUGACCCCUCAGGGUGCAGCCAUGGCUGUCAGCACCUUCCGAAAGCUCCCGAGGCGCCCGAGGGGCGGUGGACGUGGUCGUCGGGGAGACGGACUACCGCGGCUUCGCCAUCCUGUACCUGGAGCGGGCGCGGCAGCUGUCGGUGAAGCUGUACGGUACGUCCCCGCGGGACCGGGUCUGCACACCCGCAGGGCCGUCUGGUGGGCCCGGAUGGGCACGUGGGCCCUCCCCUCCCUUUCCCCUGCCCUUGCCUUUAGGCCCAGGGGUGGGGACAGAGAGGAGACCGGGGGGGUGGGGGCAGGGGUCAGAUCGCAGACCCUGGCACACAGCCCAGCUCCCAGAGCGCCCUGCCCGCCCAGCCCGCACCCACCCAGCGGGCGCCCAGGAGCCCCGUGUGUCCCGCACGCAGCCCGCUCGCUCCCCGUGAGCGAAUCAUUCCUGAGUGUGUUUGAGCAGCGGGUCCAGGGUGCCAACCUGACCGAGGACCAUACCCUGUUCUUCCCCAAGUAUGGUUUCUGCGAGGCCGCGGACCAGUUUCACGUCCUGGACGGUGAGCGGGCAGCGCCGGCGGGGCGGUGUGGCAGGGGGCUGGCAGCCCGCGGCUCCCUCCUGGUUGAGUCUCGUCUGUGCUGCAGAAGUGAGGAGGUGAGGCCGGCGGCAGCCUUGCACCGAGAAGCAGCCAAAGCCCUGGAGGAGGCGGCACCCGCCACCCCCCUUGCUGAGUGGGGGACUCUCUCCCGUCCGCCCCCGAAGCCGCACCUCACCCCCAGGAGCUCGGGGCGCUGCCUUCAUUAA
This is a messenger RNA of Physeter macrocephalus (sperm whale), 1434 nucleotides long. It is a transcript of the gene C8G, whose product is annotated as complement C8 gamma chain. The transcript is spliced from 5 exons. Gene Ontology annotation, biological process: complement activation. Gene Ontology annotation, molecular function: complement binding. The coding region runs from base 250 to 1434 and encodes 394 amino acids. Gene Ontology annotation, cellular component: blood microparticle; membrane attack complex; extracellular exosome. The record is from RefSeq and is a predicted model, not a curated record. NCBI's taxonomy places the organism in Eukaryota, Metazoa, Chordata, Mammalia, Artiodactyla, Physeteridae.